This is a messenger RNA of Melanaphis sacchari, 998 nucleotides long. RefSeq names its product acyl-CoA-binding protein-like. The record is from RefSeq and is a predicted model, not a curated record. Bases 190 to 450 code for a protein of 86 amino acids. The transcript has 3 exons. NCBI's taxonomy places the organism in Eukaryota, Metazoa, Arthropoda, Insecta, Hemiptera, Aphididae. Gene Ontology annotation, molecular function: fatty-acyl-CoA binding. Gene Ontology annotation, biological process: fatty acid metabolic process.
GUUAUCAACACUCGACAGUUAUCAUCGACCACUCCGCAGCCCGCAAUCGUUUUCUGACUUUCAAACUAUUCACCAGCAGCUCACCUCACGCUUUACGGGCAGUAUCUGCAGAUCCGUACGCCGAAGACGUUUGUUGACGCGCACUUCCGCCAUCGCUCUUAACCCGAUCCUUUCUCAGGAACACGCACCAUGUCUUUUGACGAAGCAGUUGAUAAAGUGAAGAACUUGAAACAAACUCCCAGUGAUAACCAUUUGUUGGAACUCUAUGCAUACUUUAAACAAGCAACGGUUGGUGAUAUAAACACAGCCAAACCUGGGUUUUUGGACUUCAAAGGAAAAGCCAAAUGGGAAGCAUGGAAUUCAAAGAAAGGCAUAAGCUCUGACGAAGCUAAAACAAAAUAUAUUGAAAUUGUCGAUAAGCUUGUUGAAGAAAUCGGCCUCAACGCUUAAACCAUAUGGCUAAUUUAAUGGUCAUUAAUCACAAACAUGCAACACACAAAUAUCUACUCAUAAAUUCUACUUAAUCUAUUUAAUUUAAUAAAAUUUGUGAUAAUGAUUACAAAUCUCACUAUAUUAUAUAUAAUAAAAUGACCAAGUUGUUUGGUUGCAUUUUAAAGUGUGCCUCUAAGUCACGCAGAAAGACUAUUAUUGACUUUUAUGAUCAACUUUGUUAAUUUACAUCACAGUUAAAUUAUUGUUAAUUUAUCUUCUUAAAUACUUAAAUAUAGAUCAAUAUUUAUUCAUUUACAUUUCAUUGGGAAUAAGUAACUACAAAAUAAAAACCAUUUUUGAUGAUAUAUUGUUUUCGUCAGUGGUUUAUGAUUUACUUAUGUAUUUUUUUUUUUUUUUUAAGAAUUGUGCCUUAAAUUAAAAUAUUAGUUUUUAUGAAUUAAGUGAUGUGUCUUUUUUAUUUUUUCCAAAUUGUUAUAUUAUAGUAUACCUUAUUAUUAAGAUCUGGAUUUUUAAUCUCCGAGUAACUUAAAAUAAUGUACAUGUAA